AUCCCAAAUGAGGAAACCCUAGGAGAGCCACCGACUCCAACUACCGUCCAUGUACGAUCCAUACUAGAUCUGACCAACUGCCCAUCCUACCUCCUCUACGUUCUUGACAGCCCGUCUUUGUCUCAGUAG
Vigna unguiculata (cowpea) is the source of this 129-nucleotide messenger RNA. The record is from the annotation of a RefSeq genome assembly. Lineage: Eukaryota; Viridiplantae; Streptophyta; Magnoliopsida; Fabales; Fabaceae.